AAACUACAAAUUAUACACGAAAAGGUAAUAAUAUUUUUUAAUAUUUUUUAUUUAAGCUGAAUGACCUAUUUUUUUAAUUAUUUUUUAUUAAUCGUUUUAUAUUUGUUUUUAAUUUUUACAUUCCUUUAUUUCUUCCGUUUCAUUUUUCUUUCAUUCAUACUUUUCUCUCUCUAUCUCUUUCAUUCCUUUUAUAUUAUUUUUUAUCUUUUCACGAAAAAAAUAUUCACAUUCAUCAAAUCUUUCCAUAUCUUUCCUUUUUUUUCUCCCCUCCACCCCUUAAACCGCGCAUAAUAAACAUCAACAACGUAUAUCUCCUACUAUUUAUAUCAUUCAUUACUUCCCGAUUUACCGAUUUAUCCUAAUUGUGAAUAUUCAAACAAAUUUUGAAACAAAUUCUUUUUUUUAAAAAAAAA
Molecule: messenger RNA, 413 nt
Organism: Rhizophagus irregularis DAOM 181602=DAOM 197198
Lineage: Eukaryota; Fungi; Glomeromycota; Glomeromycetes; Glomerales; Glomeraceae
Source: RefSeq, a predicted model, not a curated record